AUGGAUGAAGGCAUUCACGAGGGUGGGAACGGCCUGGACGGCGGCGUUAACCUGCGGGGCGUAGUGCGUUUGCACCGCACGGUCCAGGCGCCGCGCGACCGCUUGAAUCCCCUCAUCAGCCUCACCGCGGAAGACCUGGUAAAGCGCAUUAGGCGCUCCGCGCAGGUCCCGGCUGUCUUCACUCGCUUCCUUCGUGAUGAGGCUGUGAUGGGCCGAGUGGUGUUGCAGAAGCAUCCGGCGCGGGACUUCGAACUGGACGGAGAUGGGGGGCCUCCGGCCUACCGUCGCGGCGUUCUCAACCGCAAUCGCCACCUCACUCACAAAGCCUUCCCACGUCCCGCGAGGAAUCACUGUGCAAAGUUUUUCCGCCAGCUCGAGGAGUUCGUCGGUUACGAACCCAGAGUCAUAUGGUGUGGGAAUUGGGACGGAUUCACUUUUAGUGGCAUGCGGGGUUGA
Molecule: messenger RNA, 456 nt
Organism: Phytomonas sp. Hart1
Lineage: Eukaryota; Euglenozoa; Kinetoplastea; Trypanosomatida; Trypanosomatidae
Source: the annotation of a GenBank genome assembly